CCUUCCUCACCUUUGACAAGGAGACCCGCACUUGGGUGGCUCCCAAUCCCCAGGCCCAGAUCACCCAGAGGAAAUGGGAUGCUAUUCCAGGAUGGAAUCAGCAAUGUAAGUCCUACCUGGAGGAAAUCUGCAUUGAUUGGCUGCAGAAGCACCUGUCCUAUGGGAAUGAGACGCUGCUGAGGACAGAGCCCCCAGUGGCGACAGUGAGAAGCAAGACAGAGUUGGAGGAUGGGAUGGAGAUGCACAUCUGCCGGGUCCACGGCUUCUACCCCAGGGAGAUCGAUGCCUUCUGGACGAGGGACGGGGAGGUCUGGCUGCAGGACACCCUCCAUAAGUCUGUGGCCCCCAACACGGAUGGGACCUACCACUACUGGCUCAGCAUCCGGAUCGACCCCAAAGAGAGGGGCCGCUAUCGGUGCCACGUGGAGCACGACGGCCUGCUGGAGCCUCUGGACCUGGCCCUGGAAGAACCAAAAUCCAACCUGGGGAUCAUCAUCGGCUGCGUGGUGGCUGCUCUUGUCCUGGUGGGUGUGAUUGCUGGGAUCCUGGUAUUCCUCAAAAGACGUCAAGAUGACUACAAUGCAGUUCCAAGGAGGAACCAGGCCAUUUAGCAGCCUCCUUGCAGCACAAGUGGACAGUCCCAGCAUGAGGAGAGAGGAGAGGAGAUCAGCUUUCUCCUGAAUUAGGCCGGACUCUCCGGAGGAGCCUUUCAGGCCCAUCCUGCAUGCCUGGAACCAGGAUGUAUUU
Messenger RNA from Notechis scutatus (mainland tiger snake), 747 nucleotides. The record is from RefSeq and is a predicted model, not a curated record. Lineage: Eukaryota; Metazoa; Chordata; Lepidosauria; Squamata; Elapidae.